AUGGCUGACAAUCCUCCUCAACCAUCCAUGUUCUGGAUGGUUUUGUCCCGAAGUGUUCUUGUCUUUGUUGCAACCUGCAUCACUAUCUGCAUUGCCAUCGCCGCUGUCCCAGUCCUUUUCGUCAUGUUCAUCCUAGUGGCAAUCUCACCAGAAUCCUUCUCGAACCUCAGGAUCGGAGGUGACACCGUACACAUUCGAUUGGACCUGAACGUUACCCAUGGUCCGCAGCGUGCUCCACACCAACGCGCCCGCGCUCAUCGAUCAAGUCCACAUCUAACAAACCCUCAAGACAACCAACCUUCGAGCCCACAGUCUCCUCCAAGUCCUGCGUACAAUUGGUCACGUCAGUACAGCUCACGUCAACCGGCUCCUCUUGACACGACGUUCGCGGUUCAACAGCCCUACACAUGGAGAUCUACUUCUGCAUACGUCCCCUCGCAUCCAAACAUAUAUAACACCAUGCCUCCAUACCUCCCACCGAUUUCGGAACCAGAACCCAGACCACUCUUCUCCUCUCAAUAUGGCGCCUACACAUCGAUGGAUCCUUCACCUCCCUUCCGAGCCAGUCCCAUUCCUCCGCCUCCUACGAACCGCCUUGUGCGCACCAACUCAAACAUCUCGUGGACUGCAGACGAUCGGUUACCACCCGCUCGCCCAGAUGAUGCUAUGACCCCGACUCGUCCAGGACCUAGAAGAAGAUCCACAGCCGAAUCUAUGCCGGGCCAAAUCCCCAUAGUCGACGACGAGUCUGACGAUGAGAUUCUGCCAGUGUACGAUCGACCUCCAGAGUACGAUGACGAGAGACACAGCCAACCCUCUCCAACAUGA
This is a messenger RNA of Aureobasidium musti, 828 nucleotides long. Lineage: Eukaryota; Fungi; Ascomycota; Dothideomycetes; Dothideales; Saccotheciaceae. The record is from the annotation of a GenBank genome assembly.